AUGUACGCAGUCUCAACGGCCCACAUCGCCACGCUUCUCGCCUUGUACGAUCGAGACCCUCACGCACUCUCAGUGGCAACGGUACUUAACGAUUCAGAUGAAUUAUCUCAUCCCCAAGGUUCCAGGCUAGUGGUAGUUGCGCUAUACUUGCCCAUCAUCAAUUACAUACUAUCCGAUGCCGUUGUGGUGUGGAGAGCAUGGAUCCUUUGUUCUCGAACACGAUUUAUCUUGUACAUCCCCGUUGCAUCUCUCGCGGCCAGUAUCGUCGCAGCCAUUGUGAUCGCAGCCUACGACAUCAAGACUAUGGUAUUCUCCACCAACGCGAUCGAAAAAGUUCACAGUUUCGGAGGCGUCGAUAAAGGAGAUGUCGUAGUUUACGUGCUCAGUGCGGCAACAAAUAUCUGGACCACAGUUAUGGUGGCGGUCAAGGCCUGGAUUUAUCGUAAAAACUCGGGGACUUUGUUGGAUCAAACACACAAGACGAGCAAUGCGGGGAAACUGAUGGUCCUGCUUGUUGAAUCCGGCGCGAUGUACUCUCUCGUUUGGAUUAUAUUCUUAUCAGUAAUGAGUACCUCCGGCGCGGGUUUUUUGAUCAUGGCCGGAAUCAUGCCUCAGAUCGCGGGAAUUUACCCAACCGCUCUCAUCGUCCUUGUCAGCUUUGGAAGGACCCACCAUAGCGAAAGAACUGUAGCGCGCCAUGAGCCGAAAAUCCGUACUCAGCCUAAACAUGGUGCUCUUGAUGUUUCGCCAUCUGGGGCUCAGCCCAUCCAGGGGAUACAUGAAGAGCAGAAGCUUUCAUUGAAAGGUGGAGGAAGAUAUUCGGAUCUAGAGUCUGGCGAGGUUAGAGUGAAUUUGCGGAGUUUUGAUUCAGAGGCCAUAGUAGGCACCGCCACGGUUGGAGAUUUGGUUGAGAGCCAGUAG
This is a messenger RNA of Stereum hirsutum FP-91666 SS1, 921 nucleotides long. RefSeq lists its product as uncharacterized. Lineage: Eukaryota; Fungi; Basidiomycota; Agaricomycetes; Russulales; Stereaceae. The transcript is spliced from 6 exons. The record is from RefSeq and is a predicted model, not a curated record. The coding region runs from base 1 to 921 and encodes 306 amino acids.